Clonostachys byssicola is the source of this 2160-nucleotide messenger RNA. The record is from the annotation of a GenBank genome assembly. Lineage: Eukaryota; Fungi; Ascomycota; Sordariomycetes; Hypocreales; Bionectriaceae.
AUGCAUUGGUGCGACUCCAUCGAGUUUGAGCUCGUAGGCACAGAUUGUUACGAAUACCGUGCCAACAACUCUUGGAAGUCAAUUUCGCUCGAGGAUCUGCGGCUCGAGAGCCAAAGAUGCGAAUUUUGCUCAGCUUUAUUUGGCUUGAUUGAUUACCGUCUGCGCUACGAUACAACAAAGACAGGCAAUGACCGACACACACCGCGUCUAACAGACGAGGAGAUCCGUCGUAAUGCAAAUGUGUCUAUUCUUGUUGAAGCGAAGAAAGCCCGAAAUUGGUCUUUCAGUAAGCGAGGGGAAAGUUACCGGACAGUCAUUGACCUUUCGGUGACUUGUGGCUCGCAUCAUGUCGACAUCUUGCUUCAGCGAGCUGGCUCGGGAGGACGGGUUCCUGUUGCUCAAUGGUACCAAGCCAAGGACGGCGAGGAUACAAUUUCUUACAUUGCCCCUGGCAGUUGGAGAACUGAAGGAAUUGACCUGUUGGCUCUAUCUUAUCCAAUUGUAGGACGCCUGCAGGGUGGGUUCGGACGCUGGCGACCACUUCAGAUUGAUUUUCCUACUCUGGAGCGUUGGAUCAAUACCUGCGAUGACGGCCAUGAACUUUGCAAAAACCAGUACAAAGCGGAUCGUGUUCAACGUCUGCGUCUUGUGGAUGUCAACAAAAUGUGCAUCAUCAAUGUCUCUAGCAGAGAUCAUUAUCACCAGUUUGCGACUCUAAGCUACGUAUGGGGGAGAGAACCAUUCUUGAGGCUCUCUAGAGAUAACUUGAAGCAUCUCAUGACACCAGGCAGUCUCGAUAAAACGCCGCCACCUCUGACAGUCCGGGAUGCUUUGCAAAUCUGCCAUGGGCUUCAAAUACAGUUUAUCUGGGUGGACAGUUUAUGCAUCAUCCAGGAUGAUAAAUCUGACAUGAUUGAGAUUGUUGAUAGUAUGGACUCUAUUUACCGGCAAAGCGUCAUCACUAUUGUUGCUGCUUCUGGUACGAAUGCUCACGCAGGUAUACCUGGGGUUCGCCCAGGGACAAGACACUUGGAGCAACAUACAUUGCAAGCACGAGGCGUCCAAUUCGUUGAUUCGGUGGACUCAAAACAACUAUCAUCGGAAUUUUCCUCGGAAGAGCCUGACUGGAUAUCGGGCACACCGUGGGCACAACGCGCCUGGACGUUUCAGGAGGGUCUGGUCUCGAGACGACUGUUAUUCUUCACUGCCGAGCAGGUUUACUGGAGUUGCCGUGGGGGCUUGCUCAGCGAAGAUACAGUGGAGCAUUUUCCAUCAGAAGGUAGCGAUGCAAAGCCGUAUAAGGACUCUGACAGCAUGUUCAAGCUACUUGAAUGUCAGUCUCUCGCCAUCACCUUCUCGAAACGCAACUUGACCUAUGAAUCAGACAUCCAGCGCGCCUACCUUGGGGUUCAGAAUCACCUAGACAAGAAAUGGGGUGGCCAUAAGUUCUCCUGGGGUCUGCCUCACGGAUCCUUUUGGGCAUCUCUCAUGUUGGAGUGGGAAUUUGACAAGGGAAGAAAGCGACGGAGUGGAACGCAUCCAAUUGAAAUAAUUGAUGGUACAGUCACGCGAGCCUCAUUUCCAUCUUGGUCAUGGAUGGGAUGGACAGGGGGUGGGGAAAUUUAUUCGCAAGUAGGAUUGAUGAACAUUUACUGCCCAUCAUGUUAUACAUUCGACUCAGCAGCUGAAUUGGUCGCGAUUCAAUAUGGAGAAUACAACGGCCCGAAACCACUGGCUGAGCUAUUAGCCAAUAGUGAGACUGCUAACGGAGACAAAAAAUGGCGAAAAGAUAUCACAGAAGCAGACUUUACACCAGCACUGGUUUCAACCCCAGCCAUGAAACAUAGCGCGUUGUUGUUUUAUACACAGACAGCAAAAACAUACCCAUUUUCCGUGAUGAUACGGAGCAAGUUCUACGAGAUUCUUGAAGAGCACCAACGGGAGGGCCAGCAGCAUACAGGAACACGUAAGGAAGUGACACUCGCGGUCGUCUUUGCAGAAGAGAAACCCUUUUCAUGGGAGAAAAUCAGACUCUAUUGUUGGCCUAUUAUUAAGAGAGACGGGGUGUGGAAGAGAGCUUCAUACAUGAGCACGAUGGUUAGUCUUGACAUGUGGAAGGUUCUACCGCGGAAGAGUUGGGAGCUUAUAUGCAUGAUAUGA